Molecule: messenger RNA, 3280 nt
Organism: Saccostrea echinata
Lineage: Eukaryota; Metazoa; Mollusca; Bivalvia; Ostreida; Ostreidae
Exons: 8
Coding region: 15-725 (236 amino acids)
Source: RefSeq, a predicted model, not a curated record
CGGAAAAGAGGAAAAUGAAAGGGCAAAUUUCAUUAAAAGUCAAAUUGUCAUUAAAAGCUUUGAUGAUCAUUCUAAUACUGAAGGAAGUGAAAUGUAACACUGAUGCAUGUCUUGUUUCAAGACAAACUAUGAAUAUUGUUUCAAACUGUCCAACCCGUGAGGCAGAAUGGAUGGAAGCAUCUGAAAGAAAAAACUGUUCAGCUUUAGCCAGCCAGUGUAGUGAACCUGACAAGGUGUUUGUCUACCACUGUGUCAUUAAUCCAUUUGUGAAUCAAACACUAGAAGUGUGCGCAUAUGGGAAGUACAUUGUUUUGGGUCAUUGUACAGAGUACAGCUACCUUGGCAACAUUGUCCAGGAGAAUUAUGACACAGAUUGUUCCAGUUUCACCCAUAAAUCAUGUCCUACUAGAUAUCAUUCUACAGAGGCGUACAAAUAUCCUGAUUGCUAUGAGCUAACAAAGAAAUCAACAAUGCAAAUUCCAACUACAACACCCUCUGAGCAAACUUCCGUAUAUGUACCAACUCAAAAUGUGUCUGUAGUAGGAGGGAUGGAAAUAGAAUAUAUGCAAUAUAACAGUUGUGGUGAUGGAUGUAUAAUUGGAAUCGUUGUUGGUCUGGUGAUUUUGAUCGGAACUCUUGCAGUAAUUGUUGCAGUUAGAAGACGUAAAGGACAGUAUACUUCUGUUUGCAGACACAGUAGAAAAGAAAAAGAAACCCUUGCAUAAAAUUGAAAAUUCAGAAAGAAGACAUGCUGAUGAACAACUUAAAGAAUUUUGUGCAAGGAUACUUAUGGUGUUUGAAAAACAACGGAGAUUCACAAAAGAAAUACAAAUUUUUAAAAUGACUUGAUUGCAUCAAUUAAUCAAUGUAUUAAAGAUGCAUAUAUUUCUCCUGGAAGGUACUGUGUACUUCAAAAGUAUGAGGAUAUCAUUUUGUUAUCUUACAAACUUUAAAAAAGAUAAAAGUUAUAAAAGAUAAAAGUCAUACUGAUAAUUUUUAUGUGGGUCUUUUGUUAUGUAUUUUUGUGCGUUGUCGUCCUUUUGAGCACCAUGCGUUAACAUGUGAACAUAUCAGCUUUUUAUCUGGAACUACUGAUCCUCCAAUUUUGGUACCCAGUUUUUUGGUGCGAAGGAAUGCAAAAAUGUUCCAACCCCAACCCCCCAACCCCUUUCCCCUCUUCUAUCCCAAGGGAUGGUACCAAAACCAUUAAAUUCAAUGCAAUCUACCAAAAACGUAUUUAUUCCUUGACAUCAGAUGAUCAAACUGUUGGCAUGAAUAUAAUAGGUAUCAAAACUGAAAUUCUUGAAACCAAGGUAAGACUUUUAAGGUGGGAGCUAUUUAUCAUAUAAUGAUAGUGUCUCAAUCGGUUACACUUCCUCUACAUAAGCAAGGGUGUCUCUUCCAGAGUUGUUAAAUUCAUGGCACCCUGGGUCAGGGACUCUUGUAUUCAUGGAAAUGUCUGUUGAUCAUGUAGCGAAAUAGCUGCAGAUCUGUAGCUUUCCGAAAGAAAAAAAAUGACCAGAGAGCUACAGUACAUGUACCACCAAAAGGAAAAAAAGAGCUUUAGAUUUAUAGCGCACAAAAAAGUGCGCUCAAUUCUGGAUUUAUUUCUUCUUAUUGUUAUCUCAAUUGCACAAAAAAACUCGAUUAAAAAAUAUUAGACCUCUAUAUCUUGUGCACGAAGCAGUUAUACCAAAUACUAGGCAAAAUGGCAGAACUAAUGUAGGCGAAAUUUUUCAAAACUCACAAUAUCACACUCAGGAGAGCUAUUAACAAUGGUAAUGGGGAAUAUUUUGUUUUGGAAUUGGUAAAAUAAUAUGUUAGCAACGGACAUUUAGUUAUAUUUUAGUUUAAAUAUACAUAGAAAUACAUCGAGAAACGGUCAGUCUACUUUUUGUGUGCAGUAAAUGUACACCUGUUUAAAUAAGUGGCAUUGUAGCUCCCUGUUGUCCAUCCUAAUAUUUUCCGACCAGCUACUGAUUUGUAGCUAAUAGAGAAAAUGCAUUAAUUCUCUGAAAUUCUUCUAGACUCUAGAAAAUCUUAAAACUCUUGGUAUUAAGCAGAUAAACUAAGUAAUGGUCCUGAUGAUUAAGGGUGCUUCUUUCAAAAUCGUGAAAUUCACGGGUCCAGAGUAAGGGAUUCUGGUGUUAGGGGUUAACCCUAUUUAUCAUAUGUGUAAUCCAGAAAAUUCAUAGUAGAAAUGUUCGAAAGCAAAACCAACUCAUCAGUAUUGUCAGUCCUUGCUCUGUGAUGUGUACAGAGUUUAACAAAUUGAACACACCCGUGAAACGUGAACUGUUUUUGUAAACUGGGCACGAGCUCUGUUAUUGUUAAUGUUUACGAUUCACCGGGUGUGUUCAAUUGUUAAACUCUGCACACACCACUGAGCACGGACUUACAAUACUGCGAAUGGGUUUUGCUUUUGAACAUUUCUACUCUGAAUUUUCUGGGUUAUAGUUUUAAUAUUUUUCAUUAAUACACAACAAAGUUGCCACUUUUCUUAAGUAUUAAGAAUAAAAUUAAAAUAUGUGAAAGCACAAGGAUGUGUCAAUCCAACGCGUCCAGAAAUUCAAAGUUUUAAUAACUUUGAUAUGAAAUAAGAUUUUUAUUAUAUUUUAGUAUGAAAUGCUCUAGCAAUGUACAUAUAAGUCAUGAAAUUUGAGAAAAUAUUAACUUCAAAUCUGUGUCCAAGCACCUUUAAGUGUAUGUUGUGUUUCAUGCUCAAAUGUUAUUGUAUUUUGUUAUGAUUACAAAUGAGAGUAUAGUCAACACUAUAUAUACUUCUGUUACUAGAUUACGUAUUUAAAUGAUCCCAGGUUAUUUCUCUUACUUAUAUAUAUCUUCUUUUAUCAAUUUAUUAUACUUUAUUAUGUAAUUAUGAAAUUGUCAUUCUAGAGUCCCUUUGCAUUGUUGUAUCAUACUCAUUGUAUCAUACCCUUGGGCCCCUUGUACAUGCACUUAUAUAAGUGAAGGAAAUUAUACAACUUUAAAAUCUCUUGAUGAUGUAAGUUUAAGUAAUCUGUUAAUACCUUUCAUUGAACAAGUACAUUAAAUAUAGCAAAUGUGUAGAAAAAUGGUGCAAUUUUUGAAUCUCUGUGUGUUGUGAAACUAGAAUAAUUUAUGUUUCGUGUAAAUUUAUAAUAUCCUUCAAUUAUAGCUUAAAAAAUGCUUAUUGUUCCUAAUUAUUGUACAUUUAUGUCAGUUGUCGUUGUGCAUCUUCAUUCGAUAGAGCUGAGAAAAAAGAACAGCCUUCAUGACAAUAGAUAUAGAUGAAUUCUAA